Messenger RNA from Hermetia illucens (black soldier fly), 1475 nucleotides. Its product is annotated as cAMP-dependent protein kinase catalytic subunit 1-like. The record is from RefSeq and is a predicted model, not a curated record. Lineage: Eukaryota; Metazoa; Arthropoda; Insecta; Diptera; Stratiomyidae. Gene Ontology annotation, molecular function: cAMP-dependent protein kinase activity; ATP binding. Gene Ontology annotation, biological process: peptidyl-serine phosphorylation. Bases 242 to 1339 code for a protein of 365 amino acids. The transcript is spliced from 6 exons. Gene Ontology annotation, cellular component: nucleus; cAMP-dependent protein kinase complex.
UUGAACCGACAGGUUGAAACGAUAAACUUUUCUGAAGUUAAAACUUUAUUCCAUUUGUUUUAUAUGUCAAUUUCGACUGCUUUUAAAAAUUAAGUCACUGUUUAAAAUAGGUAAAUGUCCGACCAAAAAUUAAAGUAGUGAAAAUUGUUAACUUGGUGCGAAGUACUUUCCUUGUGGGAGAGCAUUACUAAAUUAAUCAGGAGGUCAAAUCGGCAUGCACCGGACAUUUCGCUAAGUUAUCAUGACCAAAAAGAAAGAUGAGGCAACCUCACCGCUGGCGAAGAAGAACGUUAAUGUGAAACUUCUCAAGCACAUCACAAACUUCAACAUUUUCAUGGAUAACGCCAAAGCGGAAUUCAACCAGAAAUGGAGUAAAGAGAUCCACCAGGCCUGCACAAUGGAGGAUUUUAAUUUCACAAAACAAAUUGGAAGCGGAGCCUUUGGCAAAGUUUAUGUGGCGAAAUACCUGCCGUCGGACGAAAUUGUUGCUAUAAAGGCUUUAGAGAAACGGUAUUUAGUGGAAACAGGCCAUGUAACGCACAGCAAACAAGAAGUGAAGGCAUUGAAUUGUGUCCAAUUUGAAUUCGUUAUAAACCUUGUAAAUUUUUUUAUGGAUAAUGUGUAUAUAUACCUAGUUUUACCAUUUGUAUCUGGAGGCGAAAUGUUCUUCCACCUGGCAACAAAGCGUAAAUUUGACGAACAUCUUGCUAAAUUUUAUGCAUCGCAAGUCGUACUUGCAUUUCAAUAUUUACAUGGUAUUGGCUUAGUUUACCGCGAUUUAAAACCGGAAAAUAUUAUGCUCUGCGCCGAUGGAUACAUCAAGUUAACUGACUUCGGUUUCUGCAAGAAGAUAAACGGAAAGCGAACUUACACAAUGCUAGGUACCCCCCAGUAUCUUGCUCCUGAAAUUGUACUAAGUCAAGGAUAUGGAUAUGCAGCCGACUGGUGGGCGUUUGGAAUUUUAAUAUAUGAAAUGAGCGCCGGGUUUCCACCGUUCAUGGGAACAGAUGCUGCAGUUCUCGAGAAAAUCCCCAAAGGAAAGUACGCAUUUCCUCUGCAUUUCUCGUCGGGUUUAAAAGAUCUUAUCCAAAAGUUGAUGGUAUAUAAGCCCAGCGAGAGAUACGGAGUUUUGAAAGACGGUGCCAAUGAUAUUAAACUUCACGAGUGGUUCAAAGACCUCGAUUGGGACGGUGUACUCUUUAAACGCGUAAAGCCACCCUACAAACCCACUACUGAAGGACCUUCGUACUUGUCGAACUUUGACUUAACAGUUACAGGUGAAUUGCGAACAUCAGCUGAAAAUGAAUUUUCAAAUGAAUUCGCAACUUUUACGGUUUAACUUUCAUAUUUAUGUACAGAUAAGCGUUUGCCACGCAAAUUAGUGCACAAAUGUAUAUUUUAAAAGUAAUGUUGUAUCGUGCGAAAAUUUUUUUUGAUAUCGACUUUUUUGGGCAAAUACUUAAUAAAUAUUCAAA